AUGGCUUCUGAGUCCAGUGGUGGCCUUGGUUUCGUGAUUGGAGCGGUCCAGAUAUGUGAUCUGGGCACUGAGUCUUUUCCAUUUAGAAGAUUGCGAGGACUCGAGGGUGAUGGUUACCUUCAGUUGCCCAGAGGUAUUCCUCAUUGGAAUAAUGACAAGGAAGCAGAAAUCUUACGCCUUGGAUAUGUCAAACCUGAAGUGCUUAGCUGGUCUCCACGAAUUAUUUUAUUGCAUAACUUCCUGAGCAUGGAGGAAUGUGAUUAUCUCAGGGCUAUAGCACUCCCUCGCCUACAAGUUUCAACAGUGUUGGAUACUAAGACUGGAAAGAAAAUUUGUGCAUCUGGUAAAGGAAUCAAGAGUGAUUUCAGGACAAGCUUUGGUAUGGCUUUGAGUCCUAAAGAGAGAAAAUAUCCUAUGGUACAUGACUCGGGUCAGAAUCCUGGCAGUCUAGAGGAUCUUGAGGAGAUUUUCGCCUACUCUCCAGUCUCUGGUACAAUUUCUGUCCUUGUCUCCUGUACAUUAACUCCCCCUGACUCCAAAGGUAAAGAAACAACAGAUGUUUCCAAGGGUAAAG
Messenger RNA from Gastrolobium bilobum, 574 nucleotides. Its product is annotated as prolyl 4-hydroxylase 1-like. Lineage: Eukaryota; Viridiplantae; Streptophyta; Magnoliopsida; Fabales; Fabaceae. Gene Ontology annotation, molecular function: procollagen-proline 4-dioxygenase activity. Gene Ontology annotation, biological process: peptidyl-proline hydroxylation to 4-hydroxy-L-proline. Gene Ontology annotation, cellular component: endoplasmic reticulum. The transcript has 8 exons. The record is from RefSeq and is a predicted model, not a curated record. The annotation marks the transcript as partial.